GCAAAUCGCUCCACGCAUGAGCUCAUCGCAGGUGCAAGGUCAACCAGUUGCUAUGGCAAUGGCCCAGCGCCUUGCCUAUAUCGGUGAUGAAUAUAGCUCAGCUUAGUUUGUGCGUCGUCAUCCUUAUGCAGAGUGCGCUAGUCUUGAAUUGCUGGAGUUCAUUUGGAACAACCGGGAUCCGUUGCCAACCCGUCAAGCUGUAGCUAUAUCUACGCACUGUUUUGCUGAGCCUUCUCUUCUGCAACAGCAACCGCAACCCAUUUGGACCUUUGCUGAGUGGGACGGGGAGCAACUUUCCCCUGCGUGGAAAUGCAUGUCUCCUAUCAGAUCCCCCCACCGACCACCCCCAAGGUCAGAGCAGUGCGUGCGAUGAUGCCAUAAGACUCGCCCGCGCGCUCUCCGAGAUCAGGGUCAAUUUGCAAGAGCCGCGACUCUCUUUCCUCCGUCCGGCGACGCCCGGAGCACCUCGGAGAGGGGCAAGAGACGCGGGUCCCAGCCUCCGAUCCGAUCCCUUCGCGCUCCUCCAAGGUCCGCACUCUCCUCCAGCUUGCGCGAGUGCGCAGGGAGGGCGCGCAAGGCUACCUUUGCCUGGGAUCGUCUCCGCCAGCUUGGAGGCUGCAGCAGCCAAGAAGACGCGUCUGCACUUUGGCCCCACAGAGUGAAAAAAUGAUAUCCAAGUCUCAAAUGAGAUUGCCCCCACCUUCCAGGACAAGGCAAGAUGUUGCACAACAGCCAAACCAGGGGCCGGUGGUGACCUUUGAAGAUGUGGCUGUGUAUUUCACGGAGAGCCAAGGGGCUCUGCUGGAUCCUGACCAAAGGGCCUUGUACAGGGAUGUCAUGUUGGAGAACUAUGGGAAUGUGGCCUCGUUGGAAUUUCCAAUCACCAAACCUGAGCUCAUCUCCCACCUGGAACGAGGGGAAGAACCAUGGGUGCCAAAUUGUCAGGGUUUGGAUGAAGUUGAGAACUCCAACGCCAGCUCAGCAGAUGAGCGCGGGGGAAAUCACCCACGUGCCGCUCGGGAGGGAUAUCUUGUUCAGAAGUCCAGCGUUGCCAGAUGCCAGGAUCUCCGUACAGGAAAGAAAGCCCAUGAAUGUUUGGAGUGUGGGAAGUGCUUUGCUGAGAAAUCAAAGUUCAUCAUCCACCAGAGAGUCCACACGGGAGAGAAGCCCUACCAGUGCUCCGAGUGCGGGAAGCGCUGCGCCACCAAAUCAAACCUCACCAGCCACCGGAAAAUCCACACGGGAGAGAAGCCCUACGGCUGCACGGAGUGCGGGAAGCGUUUUUCUCACAAAUCCUAUUUCGUGAUUCACCAGACAGCCCACACGGGCAGGUACCCGUAUCAGUGCGCCGUGUGCGGGAGGUGCUUUGUCCAGAAAUCAAAACUCGCCGACCACCAGCGGGUCCACACGGGAGAGAAACCCUAUCAAUGCUUCGAUUGCGGGAAGUGUUUCGCUUGGAAAUCUCAGGUCGGGGAGCACCGGAGGAGUCACACCGGAGAGAAGCCCUUCGUGUGCGCCGAAUGCGGGAAGCGCUUUUCUCACAAGUCAGUGCUCGUCACCCACCAGAAAGUCCACACGAGAGAGUACCCCUAUAAGUGCCUGGAGUGCGGGAAAUGCUUUGCUUAUUCCACAGCCUUUGUGACGCAUGGGAGAAUCCACACAGGGGAGAAGCCUCACAAAUGCGCGGAGUGCGGGAAAUGUUUUAUGUGGAAGUCGCAGCUCGGGAACCACCAGCGAGUUCACACUGGAGAGAAACCUUUUCAGUGUUUAGAUUGCGGGAAGCUUUUCGCUCGCAAGUCGGAACUGGCGAACCACCAGAGGGUGCACACGAAAGAAAAACCCUUCCGGUGUUCCGAGUGCGAGAAAUGCUUCGCUUAUUCCUCAGCACUUGCCACGCACCGCAGAACCCACACGGGAGAAAAACCCUUCGAGUGCGCAGAGUGCAGGAAGAGUUUUGCCCGGAGAGCAAUCUUUGCGAGGCACCAGAGAUCCCACACGAGGGAGAAGCCCUUUACGUGUUCGGACUGCGGGAAAAGUUUUGCCGAUUCUUCCACGUUUGCUACUCACCGCAGAGUCCACACAGGAGAGAAACCUUACAAGUGUGCGGAUUGCGGGAAGUCUUUCGCCCACAAUUCCACAUUCGCUACGCACAGGAGAAUCCACACAAAGGAGAAGCCCUACGUAUGUCUGGAGUGCGGGAAGUGCUUUGCCGACUCCUCGACGUUUGCGAAACACCGGCGAGUUCACACGGGAGAGACGACCUACAAACGCUUGGCCUAUCGGUGCUCGGAGUGCGGGAAAGGCUUCGCUUCCAAACCGCAGUUCGAGAGACACCAGCGAGUCCACACGGGAGAAAAGCCCUUCAAGUGUCCGGAGUGUGGGAAGUGUUUUGCUGAUCCCUCCACUCUGGCAAAACACCAGAGAGUUCACCCGGGCGAGAGGACCCACAAAUGUUUGAAAUGCCAUAAAUGCUUUGUUCAAAGUUCAGACCUUAUGAGGCACCAGAGGACCUGUGCGGCCGACAAACCUUAUACGUGUUUGAUGUGCGGCGAAUGUUUCCCUUCAACGUCAGCCCUCAUCUGCCACGAGAGAGCCCACGUGGAUGAGAAUUAUUACGACUCUUCCAAGCCUUUCCCCAUACAAAUUGCCUGUGUUACUGGAGGAGGUGCAGCCAUGGACACAGAGGCAACUUACCUGGCUGUCAUGGGAAAGCAACAACCCAAGUCUCACAAGCGCAGGGUCAAGGGAGGCGCUGGGGACUAUAUGGAGGGGGGAGAACAAGGACUACGAUUCCCAGCAGCCACUGGGCUCUUAGCCCCGCCUCCAUUUCCCUCCACGGUACGGAGUCUUGAAUAUCCCGACAGUGGAUUGGCCGCGAUGGGUGCGAAGGAGCCGAGGGAUUGGCUGAGCUGGAAAAGGGGCGUGGGGAAGCGCGUGAGCGCAGCAUCCCCAGGACAGAAAGGGGGGGGGGUCAGUGAGUUGAGUUGCAAGAGCCGGAAACUGUCCGGAGGAGAAACCCACCUUUUGCAAAUGCAGAGCCUGGUGACGUUUGAGGAUGUGGCCGUGUAUUUCACGAAGGACCAGUGGAAUCUGCUGGACCCCAACCAACGAGCUUUGUACAAGGAAGUCAUGAUAGAGAAUUACGGGAAUGUGGCCUCCUUGGGAUACCCGGCCCCUAAGCCUGGUCUCAUCUGCCGCCUGGAACAAGGAGAAGAGCCCUGUGUGCCCGAUUCUCCGGAUGGAAAGAAGGUCUUUGACACCUGCUCAGAUAACCCUCGGAAAAAGCACUUGUGCACCGUGUGCGGCAAACGCUUCACUCAGAAACCGAACCUCACGCGGCACCUGAGAAUCCACACGGGGGAGAAGCCCUACAAGUGCUUGGAAUGCGGCAAAUGUUUCGGCUGCCACUCACACCUGAUGAGCCACCAGAUUGUCCACACCGGGGAGAAACCCUACAAGUGCUUGGUCUGCGACAAAUACUUCGGCCGCAAGGCGCACCUGGCCAGGCACCAGGGGAUCUAUGCGGGGGAGACCCCUUACAAGUGCCUGGAGUGCGGGAAGCAUUUUGCCUGCCAGUCCCAGCUCGUCAUCCACCGGCGCUACCACACGGGAGAGAAACCCUACAAAUGCCUAGAGUGCUCCAAGUGCUUCGCCGACCCGUCGGCCCUGGUGAGCCACAAGCGGAUCCACGCCGUGGAGAGAUCCCACAAGUGCCUGGAGUGCGGGAAGAGCUUCGUCCAGCAGUCCCACCUCCUGAAGCACCGGCGAGUCCACACGGGAGAGAAACCUUACAAGUGCCCCGAGUGCGGGAAAUGCUUCGCCGACCGCUCCGUCUUCGCGAAACACCAGAGGGUCCACACAGGGGAGCGGCCCUACAAGUGCGCCGAGUGCGGGAAAACCUUCGCCCGCCAGGAACACCUCGGGAGCCACCGGAGGGUGCACACGGGCGAGAAACCCUACAAGUGCUUGGUGUGCGGCAAGUCGUUCGCCCGCCAGUCGCACGUGGUGAGCCAUCAACGCGUCCACACGGGGGAAAAGCCUUGCAAGUGCGCCGAGUGCGGGAAGUGUUUUUCGGAGCGCUCGACGUUCGUCAGGCACCAGAGGACCCACACGGGGGAGAAACCCUACCGGUGCCUAGACUGCGGGAAAUGCUUCGGCUCCCCGUCCCACCUGACACGGCACCACCGGCGGCACACGGGCGAGAAGCCCCACGGGUGCCCGGACUGUGGGAAAGCCUUCGCUGACCGCUCAGCCUUUGUCAAACACCAGCGCGUCCACACGGGCGAGAAGCCCUACAAGUGCGCAGAGUGCGGGCGGUGCUUUGCCAACCGCACCCACCUCGUGACCCACCAGCGCGUCCACACGGGCGAGAAGCCCUACGCCUGCUUGGAGUGUGGGAAAAGGUUUAGCGCCAAUCGGAGUCUCAUUCACCAUCAGAGGCAACAUAUAGGCUAUCCUCUGGCCCAGUGCGUGGAGAACAUUUUGUUGACGAACCAAGCCUUGGGGUGUGAUGCUGGGGAAUCGGUGCAGGAAAACAAACUGUAUGAAUGGCUCGCAUCUGGGAAGUGGCUCAGCCUGCAAGGGUCUCUGGGUCAGAGUGAAGGUGUUCACACAGAAGAAGAUGUCUUGACCCAGGAUGGCAAAGCGUAUGUCGGAAGAAAGCACUGACCUAUGGCAGUCAGUUCUCUUUGAUGACAGACUGAGGUGACAUCACAGUCCAAAAGUGGUCAGAGAAAAUGACACUAAAGCUGAAACAAGCUUUUUCCAACACAUUUUGAAAAUUGACCACAAAAUAUGGGUGCUUUAGACUUUCAUUAGACAGUCUCUCUGAUUGUUUCAUUUUUUUAUAAGGUGUCAAAUAUAAAAUGCCAUCAGCUAGCAACUUUAAAAUAGUCAUAAACUAAAUACCAUUGCAUGUCAGCUAUAAAAUACUGGUAGGUAGGUAAAUACUAUUGCAUGACUAUUAUCAAACACUACAUACCAUUCCAUUCCAUCUUAUCAGAUUAUGGUAAACACUAUUGCAUGUCGGUGAUUAAAUACAAAUGUUUUGAAUGCCAAUUACUUAAAUGUGCUUAAACACUAAAUGCCAUUGCAUGCCAUCUGUCAAAUUUAGUGAAAUCAUAAAAAAACUUUGCAUGUUAGUUAGCAAAUAUAGUCAAAUACGAAUGCUAUUGCAUGCCGGCUUUCAAAUACUAAUACUUCUGCAUGUCGUCUUUGAAAUGCUUUCAAGUAACAACUUUUAGAUACUACCGGGCAUCAAAUAUUGACAUUACAUAUUUAUUACUUGGCAUCAAAUGUCAGAGAGCUUAAUUUGCAAGGCAGAUGUGUCUUAGCUCUGAAUGGUACACUUGCAAUCUCCCCCAAAGGUUUGGGUACGGUAUACAGUGCAAUGUGCAAUUCUGGUCACAUCUCAAAAAGGAUGGAGAGACUGAAGAGAAGAAAUACAGUGGUACCUCGGGUUAAGUACUUAAUUCGUUCCGGAGGUCCGUACUUAACCUGAAACUGUUCUUAACCUGAAGCACCACUUUAGCUAAUGGGGCCUCCUGCUGCUGCUGCACUGCCAGAGCACGAUUUCUGUUCUCAUCCUGAAGCAAAGUUCUUAACCUGAAGCACUAUUUCUGGGUUAGCGGAGUCUGUAACCUGAAGCGUAUGUAACCUGAAGCGUCUGUAACCCGAGGUACCACUGUAAUCGGAAGGUGAUAGCAGCUGCCCUACAAGGGAAGCCCAUAGCUGCUGCAGUUUUUUUGUUGUUUUUUUAGUUUGGGGAAAAAUUGAUUAAGGGGAGUCAUGGAUUGAGAGUUAUAAAAUUAUGCAUGGUACAGAAAAAGUGGGGGAAGUCUUCCACCCCAUAAUUCUAGAACAGAUGUCGCCCAAUGAAGCAGAAUGGUGGAAUAUUCAGGCCAAACAAGGCCAGAUUCGUGGAGGGAAAAGCUAUCAGUGGCUGCUAGUCAUGAUGGCUGUAUAUUAACUUUGAGGACAGAGGCCUCUAAAUACCAGUUGGCUAGGAACCACAAGUGAGAUAAUAAUAAUAAAUUUUCAUUUAUACCCCGCCCUCCCCAGCCAGAGCCGGGCUUAGGGCGGCUAUUACCAGUAAAAUUACAAUAAAAACAUAAUGGGGGGACGACCCAAUU
This is a messenger RNA of Podarcis raffonei (Aeolian wall lizard), 6131 nucleotides long. RefSeq names its product zinc finger protein 84-like. The record is from RefSeq and is a predicted model, not a curated record. Gene Ontology annotation, biological process: regulation of cytokine production; negative regulation of transcription by RNA polymerase II; regulation of immune system process. The transcript has 11 exons. Bases 667 to 4668 code for a protein of 1333 amino acids. Lineage: Eukaryota; Metazoa; Chordata; Lepidosauria; Squamata; Lacertidae.